AUGCACGAGGGACCGUCGUGCAUUCAACAAAAUUCAACUCCACGUCGUGCAGGUAGAGCAGUAGAUGAUUGUGGUAGCGCCCAGCCCCAGCAGAGUCAAGAGCACGUGCAGGAUAACCCGCGCGUCGAUGCCAGACAAUCGAGGGGUCAGAAGCGCCAAGCCGAUGAAUUGGACGACAUGGUGGAUGUCAGGCUUCUAGAGACUGAAGCGGAUGUUUGGGUCCUGGGUGACUCGAUCCCGUUCUGGGCUGGACAGCGGGCAAAGAAUACAGGAAAGCCUAAUUUGAGAUUGAAAGAUUUAACAAUAGCCUGGUGGGGUGUUCGAGGCCUACGUUGGCAGUCUUUCCGCCACUCUAUUGAAUCACAGGUGUUAUUUUCUUCACCUCCAUCCAUUAUUAUUGUUCAUUUAGGAGGUAAUGAUUUGGCAGAUUUACCGAUUUUAAAUUUGAAAGAUGUUAUUCGGGAUGAAAUUUUUUACUUACGUGAAGCUUUCCCUACAACGGUACUAAUUUGGGUAGAUAUAUUACAGAGGCAGACCUGGCAUAAUGCCACGGGGGGUUGGGUUGCUAUGGAAAAUAAACGCAAACGAGUUAACAGGAUAGGCCGUCAAUUAGUUCAUUCAUCGGGUAAAAGUGACACAAUUAAGCCAGACAUUGAUGCUAAAACUGCAUUUUUUCGGGCAGACGGGGUUCAUCUCAAUGAUAUUGGUUUGGAAUUCCUCCUAGAUUACUUCAAAGAUUCUAUCAUAAAAAAUGUACCAGUCUCCCAAUAAGAAUUUGGGGGAUAAAUUUUUUGAUAAAUUUAUUGUGGCGUAAAAUUCUUCCGAUCGAGAGGAGAUCAUACAUUGUAUUCUGUUUUUUUGGCAUUUUAACUUAAAACCCUGUGUAUGGUUCUACUGCUCGUGACGGAAUACCCGUCAGGGUAGGCCGACCUAUAAUCAGGAAAUUAAUUUUGGAAGUAUCAUACAGUUUGUCCAUGUGUUUGGACUGCAGUUUGCGUUAUUUGGUUUUGCCCGUAGUACUUGGCAAUUCCUGUUUUUUUGCGUUGCAGUGUAUGGCGUUGCCGUACAAUGGCGUCAGUUGUGGGUUCUAUUUAUACGCUUGGGUUCCCAGCGAUGAAUGGAAUAUUCAAUUUGAUGUCAUUUGCGGUAAUCUUUUGGACUGUUGUACACUGUGUUUUGCGUUUGCGUUGCGUUUGUAUGAUACUGUUUGCGUGUUUUUGUAUGUAUUUGGACUUUAGCAAAAAGUAAAUGUGUAAUAUAAAACACGUCUGAUCUCCUCUCGGUCGAAUUAUUUAGACACGGGAUGCCCUGUCAAAUUUGAGCGGCCAAAACAAUCCAACUUUGAAUUGUAUUUAGUGCGAUAUUGCUUUAUUGUUUGCAAUAACAUUGUUGAAGCGUUCAUGUAUGAGUCAUAUACAUAUAACAAAAUUAAAUAUGAAUUUGUUACUCAUAGUCGUUUUAUUUUAUUUCAAUUAUUAAAAUAAUAAAGAUUAUUUUAGAAUUAAAAUAAUCCCAUUUAUUUUAGAGAAAUAAUCGUCUGCUACCUUGUGUAAAGCUAUCAUUACGUGGCAAUCGGCAAACCUCGGUCAUUAUCUAUAGAUUGUUUACAUUACACUGGUUACCGUGUUUAUCUUAUCAUUUCUAUAUAGGGCCGGGUUUAAAGAGUUAGCUGUUAAUAAUAUAAAAGCCCGAAUUUCUCGUGCAACUUUCUCAGUUUUUGUUUGACGACGAAGCAAUAACACACUCAAUUACCCGCCCGCCACACCCUGUUUAGGCUAAUAUAUUAAGAAGUUAAUAGGCAGGUUCAUUAAGAUCGAAACUGUUAAUUAAAUAUUUUGACUGUUAAGCCUUAUGUGUAUUGAUUUGAUAUUUAGCUUGUACAAGAUUACUGCUGCUGUUUAUCUAUUUGCAGGAUUGAGUUUGAGUUUUGUCAAUAAUCUGUGUUUGUCCACAAAUGUCAAGAGUUGGCUACGCACCUGAACGCAGAGAUUGGAUGCUACCCUGAUGGAACACUUGGGAGCAAAUACAUUGUGUGUUAUAAGUGAAAACCAGCUAAUGUGAAGAGACUGUGUACUUUAUAAAUUACAGAAAACAUCUUUGUGACUGGUUAAUAAUAAGUAUAUAGAAUUACGUUCGGUGCUAGCUUAGACUUAAAUAAAAAAGUGUGGACACUUGAAAUUCGAAUUUAAAACUGUAGUUUAAUAAACGUUCAUAGAUUCACAGAAAUUUAUAUGUUAUACUCUGUUUUUUCAUAUUUAAUUUUGAUAUCGUCGCUCACAGUGGCGUAAAAUUCUUCCGAUCGAGAGGAGAUCAGACAUUGUAUUCUGUUUUGUUGGCAUUUUAACUUAAAACCCUGUGUAUGGUUCUACUGCUCGUGACGGAAUACCCGUCAGGGUAGGCCGACCUAUAAUCAGGAAAUUAAUUUUGGAAGUAUCAUACAGUUUGUCCAUGUGUUUGGACUGCAGUUUGCGUUAUUUGGUUUUGCCCGUAGUACUUGGUAAUUCCUGUUUUUUGCGUUGCAGUGUAUGGCGUUGCCGUACAAUGGCGUCAGUUGUGGGUUCUAUUUAUACGCUUGGGUUCCCAGCGAUGAAUGGAAUCUUCAAUUUGAUGUCAUUUGCGGUAAUCUUUUGGACUGUUGUACACUGUGUUUUGCGUUUGCGUUGCGUUGCGUUUGUAUGAUACUGUUUGCGUGUUUUUGUAUGUAUUUGGACUUUAGCAAAAAGUAAAUGUGUAAUAUAAAACACGUCUGAUCUCCUCUCGGUCGAAUUAUUUAGACACG
Molecule: messenger RNA, 2779 nt
Organism: Ruditapes philippinarum (Manila clam)
Lineage: Eukaryota; Metazoa; Mollusca; Bivalvia; Venerida; Veneridae
Exons: 2
Coding region: 1-771 (256 amino acids)
Source: RefSeq, a predicted model, not a curated record